This is a messenger RNA of Thermothielavioides terrestris NRRL 8126, 444 nucleotides long. RefSeq lists its product as uncharacterized. The annotation marks the transcript as partial. The record is from RefSeq and is a predicted model, not a curated record. NCBI's taxonomy places the organism in Eukaryota, Fungi, Ascomycota, Sordariomycetes, Sordariales, Chaetomiaceae. The transcript has a single exon.
CUUCUUCGCCUCAGCCCGGCACUCAGUUCUUCCAUGACUCUCAUGUUCGCCCUCGACGAGCAUCUCAUCUUCGGCACCUGGGUGUGCGACCCCAUCCGCCCCCUGGCCAACUCGACCCUGCCAGCCUGGUGGACCCGGGGCGGGCUUCGCUGGCGCUGGGUCCUGAUUCUCUUCUACCCCGCUACGUACCUUCUGGCUUUGCUGAACCUGCUUGUUUCUGGGGGCCAGCCCGGCUCGGCAAAGUGGUACCUCUGCGGCCUGUUCUUCAGCAUUGCCCACAUGUUCUUUGUGCGCAUGGCUCUUCGCCGGAUCGCGGCCAUUGAGAAGGGUAUUCCCAAGGGCAACGUCGUCCGCUCGAUGGAGGCUUGGCUCAAGAUGAAUUGGGUUCGAGCGCUGAUUACGGACUUGCCGGCUUGGCUGUGCUUCAUCGCGGCCGCGGUGAAG